GCCACCGUGCCCAACUAAUUUUUUGUAUUUUUAGUAGAGACGGAGUUUCACCAUGUUGACCAGGAUGGUCUCGAUCUCUUGACCUCGUGAUCCACCUGCCUCGGCCUCCCAAAGUGCUGGGAUUGCAGGCGUGAGCCACCGCGCCCGGCCAGUGUGACUAGUAUUUUAAUAGAGAAUUUGGAAAAAAUGGAGAGGCUUAAGAGAAGAAUAAGGCGAAGAUAGUCUUCUACACUCUUGGACAGAGUUAUAUUAUAAGCUAAGCUCCUUAAGAGAAGAAUAAGGUGAAGAUAGUCUUCUAUACUGUUGGACAGAGGAUGCUCGUUAGGCCAGGCUCUUCAUGCUGAGUUCAAAAAGAACAGCAUCACUCUGCUUUCUGAGUUGCUUGAACAGAUCAUGUGAAGAGGGACAAUCUUUUUUCAAUGUUAGUGAUUAUUUUUACUGUGAAUAUUGUGAACAAAUACCACAGGUACACCUGAAUUUUCCUUGUCACUGUGGCACAGGGCUGGGUGGUAGCCAGUGGAGAAGAGAGAGAAAUCUACACGUAAACUUUACAAAGUAAGAGGUUUUAAUGAUGUAGAAACAAUGUUUCACCCUCUUUUUAAAAAAAUUGUAACAAAUUUAGAGACCCAAGUUUUGAUCAGAUUACAGCAGCUAGUGUAUUUACAGCACUUUAAGUCGGAGGGAGGGGAGAGGAAUAAGACUAAGGUUAUCUGAAGCCUGUUUAGAACAGAAUGUUAUGUUCUGAGAGGUGGAAUAUUAGUUGGUCCUAAGCAAAGUGCUUUCUAAAUUAAGUUAAUUAAGUUCCAUGCCUUUGUCAGGAGAGACUGUUAGUUGCUCAGCAAAGAAACAAGAUGGAAGCCCUACUAAGUUAGUGAACUUGAACUGGUCAUGAAGCAAAGAGGGCUGUGUUAUGCCUUGUGAAUUACAGAUACAAAGUACAAAGGUUUGAUGCCAUUGGACACGAACAGAGUCCAAGUCAGAUUGCAGGGGUGUGGCCAGCCAGAGCCCUGUCCCUGCUUCCCUCUGACUAGUUAGGUCUCUGUGGACCAAUGGUCCUCAAUCUUUUUGGCACCAGGAACCAGUCUCGUGGAACACAAUUUUUCCGUGGAGUCAGCGGUGGGGGAUGGUUUCUGGGUGAAACUGUUCCGCCUCCAAUCAUCAGGCAUUAGUUAGAUUCUCAUAAGAAGCACACAACCUAGAUCCCUUGCAUGCACAGUUCACAAAAGGUUUCGUGCUCCUGUGGAAUCUAAUUUGGCUGCUGGUCUGAUGGGAGAUAGAGCUUAGCCAGCGAUGCUCACUCACCUGCCGCUCACCUCCGGCUGAGAAGCCCAGUUCUCAACAGGCCACAGACUGGUACUGGUCCUCAGCCUGGGGAUUGGGGACCCCUGUGUAGACCACAGAGGGAGUGCCUUUCCAUCCACAUCGGUCAAGCUGGCAUCCAGAUUGGGGAUGCUUGCUGGGAACUCUAUUGCCUGGAACAUGGAAUCCAGCCAGACGGAGUUGUUCUCGACAGUCAACAGAAUCAGCUGGAAAAUGCAAAAAUGGAGCACACAAAUGCAUCUUUCGAUACCUUCUUCCAGGAGAUAAGAGCUGGGAAGCAUGUGCCUAGAGCACUCUUCGUGGACUUGGAGCCAACUGUUAUAGAUGGGAUCCAGACGGGGCAGCACCGUUCACUCUUCCACCCCGAGCAGCUCCUGAGCGGAAAGGAGGAUGCUGCCGGCAACUACGCGCGGGGUCGUUACUCUGUGGGGUCGGAGGUCAUCGACCUUGUGCUGGAGAGGACCCGGAAGCUGGCAAAACAGUGUGGUGAACUUCAGGGAUUUUUGAUUUUCCGAAGCUUUGGAGGGGGCACUGGUUUGGGGUUUACGUCUCUUUUAAUGGAGCGGCUCACAGGAGAAUACAGCAAAAAGACGAAAUUGGAGUUCUCGGUCUACCCAGCCCCCAGGGUCUCCGCUGCCGUGGUGGAGCCCUACAACUCUGUCCUCACCACCCACUCCACCACAGAGCACGCAGACUGUACCUUUAUGGUGGACAAUGAGGCCGUCUACGAUAUAUGCCAUCACAAACUCGGUGUCGAACGCCCCUCUUACGCCAACAUCAAUAGGCUGAUGGUUCAGGCAGUAUCUUCCGUCACUGCCUCCCUCCGGUUUGAAGGGCCCUUGAAUGUGGACCUAAUUGAAUUCCAGACCAACCUAGUACCUUACCCGAGAAUACAUUUCCCCAUCACCACCUUUGCUCCCAUUGUCUCUGCUGACAAAGCCUACCAUGAGCGGUUCUCCGUGCCAGACAUCACCACUGCUUGCUUUGAGUCCUCCAACCAGCUGGUCAAGUGUGACCCUCGGCUUGGGAAGUACAUGGCCUGCUGCCUACUCUACAGAGGGGACGUGGUCCCUAGGGAAGCGAGUGCAGCAAUCGCAGCCAUGAAGGCCAGGCACUCUGUUCAGUUUGUAGAUUGGUGUCCAACGGGUUUCAAGGUGGGCAUCAACAGUCAGCCGCCCACGGUGAUGCCAGGUGGGGACCUGGCCAAAGCCCACCAGGCCCUCUGCAUGCUGAGCAACACCACGGCGAUCGUGGAGGCCUGGGCCCGCCUGGACCACAAGUUUGACCUCAUGUACGCCAAGAGGGCAUUUUUGCACUGGUACAUCAGAGAAGGCAUGGAAGAAGCGGAAUUCUUGGAGGCCAGGGAAGACCUGGCGGCCCUGGAGAGGGAUUACGAGGAAGCGGGGCAGAGUGUCUGAUGCAUGUGUGACGGGUGCAAGGGAACGUCAAGCUCAAACGCCAUGUUUUCUGUUCAAGCUGUUAUAUGCCGAGUGGGUAAUUCCCCUGAUGAGAAGAAAAACGAAAUCAAAUCAGGCAAGACUCUACGUUCCACACGAAAUUAAGUGGGUCAGUACCAACCACGGACGCAUUAUUUCCAGGGCUACUGGUACCAGUCAGCUCUGCUCCCCGGGAGCCUGUGGAAGCUUAGCAUCCUUUGAACUGCUGGGUCACUUCUAGGUGGGGUUUCUUUUUUUGUUUGUUUAACCAAGAGACUAUGAAACCCUGAAGUUUAUGCUUUUCCUUUCUGGUACCUGAAGUAUGAAACAGCACAUGUUGAUUACAAAUGUUUCUUCCCCUAUGUCUAUAUUUUUAUACUGAUUGAAUCAUAAAUAUUGUCAGUAUGAUUCUUUUUCCUCUUUUAAAUAUGUACCCAAAGGGCUCAGUUUGCUUUUUAUGUAAACAAACUAAAGUCUUUCUAAAACUUGAAUUUGGGUGUCCCGCAGGUCGGAGGUGACAGCCCUGUCCCGGAAGUGGUGUUCUCAAAGUUCACCGGCCUAACUGUGCCAGUCACUGCAGAAGUUUAAUAAAAAUGCAGAUUGUUGACUUGCUAAGCUGGAAUCCUGGGGGCUGGAGAGGCUGUGCCCUAAGAAUUUGACAUUCACAAAAACACUCAAUGGAAUUAAUUGUUGGUACUGAAUAGUUCCAUCUGAGAAAAUAAUUUACUCUGGACAAAGCUCUAAAUGCAUUAAAACCACUAGCGAGGUUUUAAGUAACCACAAUGCUUACUUUCACUGAUUCUUGGAAUUAAGGCGACGUAGAUGCUGCAGAGGCGCUGGGUCGGGCUCAGCUGUUGCCCUUGGAUGGAUGGUAGACAAUCCUUGCGAGCCUCGUCUGCCUGCGCUGUUUAACCUGUCAGCCCUCGCCCUCCAGCUGUACUGACUCUUGACUUCAACUGCGCACAGGCUUGUGGCUCAGAUAGACGUCGGAAGGUAGGAGACACUAAAGCCUUGGCUGGAGGCAUAAAGUUGUGUAUCUGUUUUGAGAUUCCUCAAACUACAAGGCUAGUACUUUUUGCUUGUGCACUUGGACUCAAAAACUGACCCUCUCUCUCGUGUGUGUGUGUGUGUGUGUGUGUGUGUGUGUAAGAUCUAUUUUUUAGAGUGUUUACAGGUUCUCAGCAAUAUUGAGUGGAAACUACAACCCUCCAUUUUUGACAGUUCCUUGGGAGAUUCUCUUACAUGCUAAAGUCCCUCCCUGAGAUGUGGCCUUGAGAGUCGUACUCAAACAUUGGACCCUUUUGCCUGCUUUCAGUUGAAAUCAUCCUCACCAUGGAGGUCACGUUUGGUGGAGAUGACAUUUAGCCACUCUUCAGUGCCAGAAGGGUGUUUACCCCAGCACAGACAACUCUCACUGAGGUUUACUCAGUCCCCAGGUCUCUAAGUAUCUGGCUGUGUCCCCUUUGGACUCCACUUCCAAACAUAACUCCAAGGGCUCAACUUCUGCUCACACAAAACCUCAUUCCAGGGUUCUGUUUGGAGCACAGAGCCUGUUAAUCAAGGUGUGCCAGGAUUCCUGGUGUGGCAACAGGGAAAGAAACAUGACUCUCAUUCUCAUGUCUCUGACUUGCUCUGAUCAAACAUGUGGAGGAAAAAUUACUUUUCCCAAACGAGAGGAAUGAUUUGGUCAACAUUAGCGUUUCUUCACUGUAUCCAAUAUAGACUGAUGGUGUCUAUAGCUGGCUCUUCAUUGAAGUGUGAAGAAAACUGUUACUGAGCAAAAGGGCUUGCCGCCUGGCCACCAAGGGUACAGUGUUUUAAUUUCCUGCAGAUGUGAUUCCUACUUUAGAGCCCCAUUUGAGUGCACCUGCUUCAUGGAGCCUUCCAGGAUCUUCCUUGUGUCCUCCCUGAGCUUCCAGAGCCCUGGUCUGUUCCAUCCCAGGGUUUAUGGACAGUGGAGACACCAUGAAAUCUAUCACUGCACUGAAAAUUUGUGGCAAGUACUCAUUGACGAAAAAAAUGUAAUUUGUAUGUCGUGCAUAGUGGCUUACGUUUUUAUUAGGCUUUUACUAAGUAUUUAACAUUUGUUGGCCAGGCGAGUGGCUCACGCUUGGAACCUUAGCAUUUUGGGAGCCCAAGGCAAGAGUAUCACUUAAGUCCAGGAAUUCGAGACCAGCCUGGGCAACAUAGUGAGAACCUGUCUGUGCUUAUAUAUAUAUAUAAAAUAUAUAAUACAAAA
Messenger RNA from Callithrix jacchus (white-tufted-ear marmoset), 4995 nucleotides. RefSeq names its product tubulin alpha like 3 (gene TUBAL3). Gene Ontology annotation, cellular component: microtubule. Gene Ontology annotation, molecular function: GTP binding; structural constituent of cytoskeleton. Lineage: Eukaryota; Metazoa; Chordata; Mammalia; Primates; Cebidae. The record is from RefSeq and is a predicted model, not a curated record. Gene Ontology annotation, biological process: microtubule-based process.